UACCGUCAUGGCGAAAUUCGCGUCCUGUGCGACGAGGCAGACAGACUUGUUAAAAGUAUUUUAUCAAAAGAUGGGUGUCUGAAAGUACUUGUACCAUGUCGCACAAAUCAACGCCCUGCCGCUUACCGGUGUUCAUGGAAAGGUCUCGGAGAAAUCAUCCCCAACACUGACAACGGCGGAGACUGAAUUAUUGAUUGCCUGUUGCCAAUGACGAAAACCGCACAUAGGCUGAUAAUAUCAGUGACACAAGCCAUUUUCGUGUGUGCUGUCCUACUGAUUGACAUUUGAAUCGAGGCGACACUGUGAUUACUGGACUGGAAAAAAGAGACUGGAUUUUUAUUACUAAGGCAAAUUUCGUACAAGGGCGGCAGCUUGUCUGGUGCUUCCAGUAGGGGGAGAAGACCCCUGAUACAGUCUCAAAUGGCUGUUACACAAAGUCACAUCCAUCAGCACAGUUUUAAAAUGAUGGAAGAAGGCUUAGAGAGACCACAGAGUGCCCUCUUAAGAGGGGUUCAGAUAACAGAGUUCAAAGAUUCAAGGGUGAACCCGCAGCCUAUAGUUUUGGAAGAGAGUGAUGUUCUUAUGGAAGGUUAUCUCUCUCCAACAAAACUGAGAUUACUUGCUGGUGUUGAUAAUUUAGAGAGUGUUCAUUCUUUGGAAAUGACUGUAAACACCUGUGAUACAAGCCUUGGCAACUUUGGGACCAUGUUGCCAAACCUGACCCAGUUGAGGCUGUCCAAUAGCAUGAUCAGAUGUGUCAGAGAUGUUGGGUCAUCAUUGCGAAAUUUGAAAGUUUUGUGGAUGUCAAGGUGUGGGUUACAGGAGUUGGAUGGUUUGUCUGCAAUUAGUCAACUGACUGAACUAUAUUUGUCAUACAAUGAAAUUUCGGAUUUAAGCCCUGUUAGCAUGUUGGAAAAGUUACAGAUCCUGGAUUUAGAAGGCAAUAAUAUAGAAGACAUCAGCCAGAUCCAGUAUUUGGAAUUGUGUUCACAGUUACAGAUUCUAACACUAGAGGCUAACCCUGUGUGUGUUAUGCCCACCCCAGAUAGCCAAGAGAAGGACUAUGACUACAGGGCAACCAUCAAAAGCAUGUUACCACAGCUAAAAUCAUUAGACGAUGAGCCGAUUGUGAACGUAGAGUCCAGUAAAAAAGCCAACGUGUUCGAUGAGGACUGGGCGUUUUUAGACAACUUGCAGAAAGAUUUAUCGCUUCAGAACUUGAAUUCCCUUGACAGUACUGAUGAUGAUAGUGCAGGUAUUUCUGUGGGAACAGUGCCAGCACUGACCAACUUCCGCCCAGGGUCAGCCCUGAGACCCUCAUCUGGCAUGAGGCCUCUAACUGCUGUUCCCCAGACCUCCCCUAGUAUUGUCCGACCCAAGACACGUGGUAGUCAGAGUCCCGGUAGUAGUGCUGGGAGGCCAGGCACAGCAGCUCGACCACUGUCUUCAGAGGAAAAUGAGGUGAGUGAGGCGUCCAGUGCCCUUACAACAGGGAGCGUGAUCUGUGGUAAUCCAUGCCGAGCCCUGCGCAGUCGCAGAGGGGACAGCUUUACUCCUCCAGCUAAAGAGACCACACCAAAGCUGUUUGUACAGUACCGUCAUAAAGCUGAACACACAUACGACCCAGCGCCAUUAGAAGGGCAGAACAGUGAAGAAUUACUGGAAGACCUGAAAGCAUGGAGAGAGCACCAUGACGAGGUGAUAAAAAAGAUCCAGAAGGAGAAAGCUCCUCAGGUGCUGAGGAUAGUGCCCAAUGAGACAGCUGACUGGUCUGAUAGUGAGGAUCUGACAGACUCUGAUGAAGAUGUGGAGUCUGAGGAGGAGUCAGGUAUCCAGGUCCUCUCCAGCACUAUAGAUACCACCCAACAGCCAGUGGCUACAGGACAUGUCAAACCCCCUACUCAACCCACAACUGACUUAGGAAGACCAAGAACUCCAGAAUUCCGUUCUCGUAGAUACCACACCCCCACCCACCAGACAGACACUCACCAACCUACGGCUUCUGCAGCGCCUCGUCCCCAGGGCAGACAGGGGCCAUCAUUUGAGGAUGGUGACGGAGUAUCAGCUGACCUGAGAACAUUGAGGCAACCGUCACCUUGCAGUGUCCGUUCUGUAGGGGUAAACCAUCAAAGCCCUAUCCCAUCAGUCAUACCAACCAAGCCUCCAGUGCCUUCCAUCCCAAAGAACUCUACCAGAGAAAGACCAAGUGUCCAUGAACCAUUGAGACCGGCAUCUGGAGUUUCAGGUGUAACCAGCAGAGUACCCACAUCAAGGGCUGCUCUAGCCUUACCUAGUCAGUUACGAGUCAAGCGACAACUACCAAAUGUUCCCGUACCGUCACAGAAGUCAUGGCCUGGGGAGGGACUAUGAAGAGAAGUGUGAAGAGAGGAGAUUUACAUACAUGCAAGCUCAUAGGUCUACUGGAUUAUCAAGACUUUUUCAUAGUCUUGUGUUGGAUUAUCAAGGCUUUUUCAUAGUCUUGUGUUGGAUUAUCAAGGCUGUUUUAUAGUCAUGUGUUGGCUUGUCAAGGCUGUUCUAUUGCCUUAUGUUGGCUUGUCAAGGCUGUUUUAUAGUCUUAUGUUGGCUUGUCAAGGCUGUUUUAUAGUCUUGUGUUGGCUUGUCAAGGCUGUUUUGUAGUCUUAUGUUGGCUUGUCAAGGCUGUUUUAUAGUCUUGUGUUGGCUUGUCAAGGCUGUUUUGUAGUCUUAUGUUGGCUUGUCAAGGCUGUUUUGUAGUCUUAUGUUGGCUUGUCAAGACUGUUUUCUAGUCUUGUGUUGGCUUGUCAGGGCUGUUUCAUAGCCAUGUUCCAUUGUCCAGGCUAUUCCAUAUAGUCCCAUGGUGGAUUGUCAGGGCUGUGUGAAUUGAUAGUCUCGCAUUGUCAAGGCUAUUUAGUAGUCUUGUUGGAUUGUCAAGGCUGUGUUAUAGCCUUGUGUUGGCUUGUCAGGGCUGUUUUAUAGCCAUGUUUCACAUAGUCACAUGGUGGAUUGUCAAGGCUGUUCGGUAUGGUCACAUGGUGGAUUGUUAAUGCUGUUUGGAUUCAUAAUCUUGCAUUGUCAAGGCCAUUUAGUAGUCUUGUGUUGGCUUGUCAAGGCUGUUUGAAUUCAUGGUCUUGCAUUGGAUUAUCAAGACUAUUUAAUGGUCGUAUUGAAUUGUCAAGGCUGUUAUAUAGCCUUUCGUUGGGUUGAAAAGACUGUUUUAUAGCCUUUCAUUGGGUUGAAAAGGCUGUUUUAUGGCCUUUUGUUGGAUUAUCAAGGCGUUUUCAUAGUCUUGUGUUGGCUUGUCAAGAUUGUUCCAAUUUGGUCAAACUUUAAUCAUGAAUCGAAAUGCUCAAACUGUUUGCUCAGUAGCAAAUUCAGUGAAGUGUCCUGUCGACUUCAAAUUGACAUAGCUUUACAGUUCUGUAACACAUUUAUCGGUUGGCUUGUCUUGGAACCUGAUUAACUGUUGAACACUGAAGGUGUGUAGACAGGAGCAGGUGGACAGGUUCUUAGUUGUAGGAAUAAUUGCGUACAACGUACAGUUACAGUGACCAAAGAUACAUUACUGUUUAAGAUGUGAAUGGGUAUUCAUUCACAUCCCUCUCUGGCUUUUUCUCUGCGUGAAAUAUUUUAUGCAGAAGUAAUUACACAGUCACCAACAAUGCAGUGAGAUGGAGUCAAGCGAAAUGUCACUUCUGAUGCUGGCCAGGUGUUUGGUGUGCAACAUGAAUGAACGCAUUGAACCGAAUUACAGUUGUCAAUGACCAAAAUAAAACCAAAAUAUACCCUGUAACCAAUCUGAUACUGGUCUGGUGUUAGACGUAAGGUGUGUGAAAUGGAUAAAGGCAAUGACAAGAAUUACUGUGAUCAUCAGCGUGAAACAGAAGCAACCUAUACCCUAUCCAUAUCAUACUGGUCUGGUGUUACGCUUAAGGUGUGUGAAAUGGAUAAAGGCAAUGACCAGAAUUACUGUGAUCAUUAGGGUGAAACAGAAGCAACCUAUACCCUAUCCAUCCAAUGCUGGUCUGGUGUAUAAAAUGGGUAAAUGCAUUGAGAAGAAUUACUGUUAUCAGUGACAGAGACAGAAGCAAGCGACACCAUCCCCGUCUGGUGUUGUCUGUGUGAAGUGGAUAAAUAUAUUGAUCUGAAGGUCCAGAUUAAUCAGACGGUAUUACCCGCAGGUGUCAAAUGUCACACAUGUUGUAAUGAAGAGUGCUUCUUGGAGCUUUUUGUCAAUGGGUAUCCACGUUGAGGGCAGCUGUGUUUGCACAGGUACAGAUUUACCUGUAUACAGGACGGUAACGUGUACAUGUAAUUGAAGAGAAUGUGGAAAUCAGUGUCAUCCACCAGCAUAGUAUCAGCCUGCUGUGUAAUUUUGAGCCAAGUAUAUGUUUGAAUUCCUGUAACUUUGAUAAGCUGUUGAGCCAUAUUGCAUAUGUUUAGACAAAAUGCUCCCUCAACGGACCUCUUUACACACCAAAGUAUUACUGCUCAAGGUAACUGUUCCAAAGCUGUUAUUUUCUCCAAGUGAAACAUAUUUCCUUUAUUAAUAUGUGUGUUUGCUCACAUAAUAUGGUACUGAGCGUGGAAUGAUGUGUAAAUAUUCUAUUUAUCACUAUAAAUAUGUACAUAUUUAACUUUUUUUAAUUGAUGCAUUCCUUUAAAUCAACAACCAAUGAAGUCGUUAAAAAUCUGGAUUUACAUUUAUAUCAUCAUAUUUAGCGUUUUGUACAUCCCAAAUGUUUGUAUGUAGGUGAUAUCUUUCCUUGUGAAAUAGAAAAUUUAAUCCUGUUACAUGAUGACGUCACUACCUACACCGACAAUGCACCGACAAGAGGGGCAAGAGCCAUCAUAUUGAUUUUUUCAGCGAACUGUAAUAAAAAUAACUUCCGACAGGUGUUUACAGAUAGCUUUUUCAGUUCAUUAGGACUUCAAUUGCACAGUUCCUUCAUUGUUUGGAUAAAGAGUGCAAGCGAUUUUCCAAGGGCAGUGAACCCAGGAAUGCGUGGAUAUUGCGUACUGGAAGCACAUCAUUGGAAGAAUCAUUUCAGACAAACUGUUAAAGCUGUACUUCCGAAGUAGAAGGAAAUAUAUUCUGCCUAUAUGGAAUCCAGAAGGGAAGUUUCAAGGCGGAACAGUGGGUUAGCGACAACAUUGUCAACUUAGUCUCUGUGUAAAGCACUUCAGCCUGUAAUUAACUUUUACCUAGCUUCUAAUGUCACAACACACAGCGUUUAUAGAUAAUGGCGUCAGCAUACAACCGGUCUAUUUGAUAUGUGUAAAUAAAAUCAUUG
Messenger RNA from Liolophura sinensis, 5270 nucleotides. Its product is annotated as leucine-rich repeat-containing protein 56-like. Lineage: Eukaryota; Metazoa; Mollusca; Polyplacophora; Chitonida; Chitonidae. The record is from RefSeq and is a predicted model, not a curated record. The coding region runs from base 421 to 2370 and encodes 649 amino acids. The transcript has 13 exons. Gene Ontology annotation, molecular function: protein binding.